CAGCAACCGCGUCGGUUGGGUUCCGAGUGAAAUGUACGAAUUCCAAUUUUUUGGCCUGAUUUUGGUGAUCGUGAUUCUGAGAGAGAUUCGGGCACGUGAGGCUAUCAGCUUGAUUCCAGAUGUGGGUCAAAUCAUCAAAGACCUCGAUGGACUGCACAUCGAUGGAGCAACAUACGAAAGGGGUGCUCCCUGCAGAUUGGAUGUGCAAAAGGAUCUGCCACGUCCGGACCAAGUUCAGCCACUAUACCUUCGCCCCGGCACGAAUCUCUACUGGCUACCGAACGCUGAUGGACAGCUAGAGAUACCCCACGGUGCCAGCAUCGAGCUGUACUGCAGCCAUCCGUUUUCCCCAGUGCUUGGAGAGUCCUUGGAUGAGGAACUUCGUUCGCUUCGGGUGAAGUGUGUUCAGGAUACCACCUUCGAGUGGACAGGGAUGAAAAUCAAAUUCCGCGACUUUGUCUGCAGUCACUCCAUACCCUACACAGUGGAACGUUUGGACACACCUUGUGGGGAUGUCACCUCGAGUCCGCCAACGUCGUACUUGUAUCGCGUGGGCUACGACACCGGAGAUGGCAGAUUUGUGGCCACCAUGGAGCUAUGCCAUGACCCAGUUCACCUGCGCACCCACUACGCCCGACAUCAGCUGACACCGGCCAAUGUGCACUUUCAGAAAAACGUAAAACGCCUGAAGUUCAGCACCGCUGGCCAUUUCACGGGCUUUGACAUGACCGGGAUUUAUUCGCACAAGAGGCAAGAGAACGUAAUGGCCCCUGGUCUCAUAGACGUCAAGAGUGGUUUGUUUCUGGCCCGCGGACAUCUGGCGGCCAAGGCGGAUCUGAUCUAUGCCAGUCAGCAGAGAAGCAGCUUUAACUACAUGAACGUUGCGCCGCAAUGGCAGAGUUUCAAUGGGGGUCAGUGGGCCGUCCUAGAGGAUUCCACCCGUCGAUAUGUGUCCAGUUCUGGGAUCUCGGCCAGUGUCUAUACGGGCAUCUAUGGGGAAAUGAAGGUGGCUGGCAGCAAAAGCCUUCACAUGACCACCGAUGCCAAUAACAACGGUGUAAUGGCCGUUCCCCAGCUUUUCUAUCGCGUCCUCAUCGACAAUGGAAAUUCGACCCGCGGAAUCGCUUUGCUGGGUGUCAACAAUCCAUAUGCCACCCUCGCCCAGAUUCACGAGUCCUAUAUCAUUUGUGAUCCCGUCGAGGACCAGGUGAAAUGGCUGAGCUGGCUACGCAAAGGACAAGCCAAGGGUAACCCGAAGAAGGGCUAUCUAUAUGCCUGUUCUGUGGCGGAUUUGGCCCGGGUUGUCGAACAGUUGCCACGCCCCCUUCUCUAUGUGGAUGAGCUGCUGACAUAAAUGCGGGCGUUUGCGGUUUGGGCUUAGGUUUACUUUUAAGUGAGUGCAAUAAAGACUGAUUGGAUUGUGGGUCAGAACUUUAAUUAGUAAAA
This is a messenger RNA of Drosophila eugracilis, 1446 nucleotides long. RefSeq lists its product as uncharacterized. Lineage: Eukaryota; Metazoa; Arthropoda; Insecta; Diptera; Drosophilidae. Gene Ontology annotation, biological process: apoptotic DNA fragmentation. Gene Ontology annotation, molecular function: RNA endonuclease activity; metal ion binding; nucleic acid binding. The record is from RefSeq and is a predicted model, not a curated record. Bases 32 to 1354 code for a protein of 440 amino acids. Gene Ontology annotation, cellular component: mitochondrial inner membrane; nucleus. The transcript has 2 exons.